AUGACACUGGAGCUAGACGUCAUCUCCAUAAUGGAUACAGGCAAACAACUACGCACAGAAACACCUUGGCUAAGACACAUUCAGGACCUCAGUAGUCGUGUGUGGGUUCUUCAUAACGAUAUCCUCACUGCAGUCCCUAGGAAAGAACAGACAGUUCCAGUCACUGUCACCUUACUCCCGUACCAAUAUCCAGAGGCUCUUGAGAAGGACAGGGGGGAUCCCAUGUAUGUGGGACUGAGAGAGCCUCCGUGCUGCCUGGCCUGCACGAAGCAAGGAGAGCAGCCGGUGCUGCAGCUUAAGAAAGGGGACAUACUGGAACUGUACCACCAAAAGGAGCCUGUAAAACCCUCCCUCUUCUAUCACACCAAGAGUGGCACAACCUCAACAUUUGAGUCCGCCGCCUUCCCUGGUUGGUUCAUCGCUGUCUGUUCCAAAGGAAGUUGUCCUCUCUUUCUGACCCAAGAACUGGGGAAAACCCACAUCACUGACUUUGAGAUGACUACGGUGCAUUAA
Molecule: messenger RNA, 513 nt
Organism: Cricetulus griseus (Chinese hamster)
Lineage: Eukaryota; Metazoa; Chordata; Mammalia; Rodentia; Cricetidae
Source: RefSeq, a predicted model, not a curated record